Molecule: messenger RNA, 747 nt
Organism: Trypanosoma brucei brucei TREU927
Lineage: Eukaryota; Euglenozoa; Kinetoplastea; Trypanosomatida; Trypanosomatidae
Product: vesicular protein trafficking mediator, putative
Exons: 1
Coding region: 1-747 (248 amino acids)
Biological process (GO): late endosome to vacuole transport; endosome transport via multivesicular body sorting pathway; protein transport
Cellular component (GO): multivesicular body; ESCRT III complex
Source: RefSeq, a predicted model, not a curated record
AUGAAGUUAUUUUGUGUAGGCCAUAGAAAAGUUCCUAUUCGUGUGUCGCCAUUCGACCAUCCCAUUUGUGUUGGCUGCAGUUCUACACUUUCUUUUUCUUCUGUACUCAGAAAGCGGGAGUAUUGGAACGACAUGAGCACUACGAACCCACUCGAUGUCGUGUUAAACAUGAGGCUUGCAGUGAAGGAGUUGACUAACUCUGCCGCCGCCUCAGACAAAGCGAGCGAGAGGGAGAAGAUAAAGGCUAAAAAAGCCCUUAACAAGGACAAUAUUGAAGCCGCCCGCGUCUACGCCGAGAACGCCAUACGGAAGAAGGAUGAAGGAACAAGUUAUCUUCGUCUUGCCUCUCGUGUUGAUGCCGCCGCCGAACGCAUUCAAUCUGCCAUGCAGAUGCACGCGAUGACGCGGUCGCUUGAAAAGGCGAUUUGUGGAAUAAGUAAGGUUCUUCAUUCACUGGAUCCUGUGCAGAUCACGACGGCAAUGGAUGCGUUCGAACGGCAUGUUGACACUGUUGCAGUUAAUGCGAACGCGAUGGACGGCACCUUCGAGAGGUCACGUGCCUCGGCAGUGCCAGCGGCAGAGGUGGAGUCCUUUCUCGAGCAGAUUACGCCAGACAAUGAAAUAGAUAUAAGCGAGCAAAUAGCCGUCGCCACCAACUACCUGAAGAAGCGGCCGGCUGCCACGGAGGUGGGGGAUGAUGUGGGAAUAACGGAGAGGAUGCAACGUAUUAGCAUCGGUGCACGGUAA